Messenger RNA from Hyaena hyaena (striped hyena), 4575 nucleotides. It is a transcript of the gene BARD1, whose product is annotated as BRCA1 associated RING domain 1. Gene Ontology annotation, molecular function: protein binding. The coding region runs from base 108 to 2426 and encodes 772 amino acids. The record is from RefSeq and is a predicted model, not a curated record. NCBI's taxonomy places the organism in Eukaryota, Metazoa, Chordata, Mammalia, Carnivora, Hyaenidae. The transcript is spliced from 11 exons.
GGGACCGUUCGGGCUGGGGUCGGGUGUGAGGCCUGCGGCGUCUCAGUCGUCGCCCAAGCCCUCGCGUCUCAAACUCUGGGAGGAUCUCUUCCGGCGAAGGGAGGGCGAUGCCGGGGAAUCGGCAGCCGAGGGUCCGGUCUGGGAACGAGCCUCGUCCCGCGCCCGCCAUGGAGCCCGAGGGGCGCGGAGCCUGGGCCCACAGCCGCGCCGCGCUCGACCGGUUGGAGAAGCUGCUGCGCUGCUCGCGAUGCACUAAUAUUCUGAGGGAGCCUGUGUGUUUAGGGGGAUGUGAGCACAUAUUCUGUAGUAAUUGUGUAAGUGACUGUAUUGGAACCGGAUGUCCAGUGUGUUACACCCCAGCCUGGAUCCAAGAUGUGAAGAUAAACAGACAGUUGGACAGCAUGAUCCAGCUUUGUAGUAAGCUUCGGAAUUUGCUACAUGACAAUAAGCUGUCAGAUUUGAAAGAAGACACAUCUAGGCAAAAUACAUUCAAUGACGCAGAAAAUAAGAAGAAUUCAAUAAAAAUGUGGUUUAGUCCUCGAAGUAAGAAGGUCAGAUAUGUUGUAAGUAAAGUUACAGUGCAAACCCAGCCUCAGUUGACAGACGAGGAGAGCACUCGUCAGGCCUCAAUGUAUGACUUUAUCUCUAAAAGCCCCCCAACAGGUGGUCCUGAGAGGGCUAAAAAGGCUUCCACAAGAUCUGGAAAAAAACAAAAAAAGAAAACUUUAGCUGAAAUCAACCAAGAAUGGAAUUUCGAGGCAGAAAAAGAUGGUGAACCUUCCUCCAAAAAGGAACUUAAGGAGAAGCUUGUGUCUUUCUAUAGCCAGCCGUCUGUCCCUGCUACUCCUCAGACAAAUGGUGACAUAGACUUACUAGCAAGCGACUCUGUAACGGAAUCAGAUUGUUCUAGAAGCUUAACUGAAGUCUCAUUACCAUUGGCUGAGCAGAUAGAGUCUCCAGAAAUGGAGAGCAGGAAUGAAGACAUGACUCCGGAGAAGAAUCUCUGUGCGAAUCAUCUUACAUCUAAGCAGCCCUUGCCAUCAGGUCAUAGUGGGCGGCGUGGACAUCACAGCAGACGGUCCAGUCCCAUUUCUAAGAGAUGCAGCAGCAGCAUUCAUGGUACCAGUAGGCAGCAAAUGGCGCUUUCAGAAAACAAACCAUUGCCUGGCUGCUCUUCACCACCUCCAAGCAAGCGUAGAGUUGGUGACACAUUAAGGAGGAAAAACAGUAAUAUAUCAGAUGAAUUCAUGAGACUUUCACCGGGUACACCACCUCCUGCACUGAAUAGUCCAAGUUACAGACGGAUGAUGUCCAGCCCCUCAGCAAUGAAGCUAUCUCCUGGUAGCCUUACGGCUGUGAAAAGAAAUCACAGAGGAGAGACUUUGCUUCAUAUUGCUUCAAUUAAGGGCGACCUACCUUCUGUGGAAUACCUCUUACAAAAUGGAAGUGACCCAAAUGUUAAAGACCAUGCUGGAUGGACACCAUUGCAUGAAGCCUGCAACCAUGGGCACCUGAAGGUGGUGGAAUUGUUGCUGCAGCACAAGGCAUUGGUGAACUCCACUGGGUAUCAGAACGACUCACCACUUCACGAUGCCGCCAAGAAUGGGCACAUGGAUAUAGUCAAGCUCUUACUUUCUUAUGGAGCCUCCAGGAACGCCGUUAACAUAUUUGGUUUGCGGCCUGUGGAUUAUGCAGACGGUGAAAAUAUGAAGUCACUUUUGCUGCUACCAGAGGAAAAUGAAUUAUCAUCAACUCGCCAUUGCUCAGUAACAAGCACUGGUCAGCGUAGAGAUGCACCUCUUGUGCUUAUAGGCAGUGGGCUUUCUUCAGAACAACAAAAAAUGCUCAGUGAGCUUGCAGUGAUUCUUAAGGCUAAAAAAUGUGCCGAAUUCGACAGUACAGUAACUCAUGUCAUUGUUCCUGGGGAUACAGCCCAAAGUACACUAAAAUGUAUGCUUGGGAUUCUCAAUGGAUGUUGGAUCUUAAAAUUUGAAUGGGUGAAAGCAUGUCUACAAAGAAAAGCAUGUGAACAGGAGGAAAAGUAUGAGAUUCCUGAAGGACCACAGCGAAGCAGGCUCAACAAAGAACAGCUGUUGCCGAAGCUGUUUGAUGGCUGUUACUUCUAUUUUGGGGGAACCUUCAAACACCAUCCAAAGGACAACCUUCUUAAGCUUGUCGCUGCAGCUGGGGGCCAGGUCCUCAGCAGAAAGCCCAAGCCAGACAGUGAUGUGACUCAGACCAUCAAUACAGUCGCAUACCAUGCGAAAGCUGACUCUGAUCAGCGCUUCUGCACGCAGUAUAUCAUCUAUGAGGAUCUGUCUAAUCAUCGCCCAGAGAGGGUGCGGCAGGGCAAAGUCUGGAUGGCUCCUUCCAGCUGGUUUAUAGAUUGUGUGAUGUCCUUUGAGUUGCUCCCUCUUGACAGCUGAAUAUCGCACCAGAUUAACGUUUCAAAUUGAACUUACACAGUGUGAGAACCAGCCAUUGCACUGUUUUGAUCAUACACAUUUUUACAAAUAGGCAGACUCAUUCAUGCAUAUUUCUUCCUUGAAUUUAAAAAAAAAAAAAUUUAUGCCAGAUUAGGAAUUCCUUCUGUGUUUACCAUUUAGAUGCUGAGAUUGCUUUGAAAGAUUUCUCUUAAAACUGGUGUGUGUUUUGAUUCAUCAUGUCUUUUUAUUCAGAUUAUCAGCUAUCAAAGAUCAAUGAGAGACUUUUAGAAAUAGGAUCAUUACCAUCUCAGUCUUUUAAUGUUCUUUGAUGAAAAAAUCCACAAUUGCUACCAGCAAAAAUACUUCUCAUCCUUUGGUAAACCAGGAAUAUUGUCAAAAAUAAUCGAUUCUGGCUUUAUUGUAAUGAAAAUAGAGUACCUGGUCUGAAUGUACCACCACAGGAGUUAAAUUCUUCUGUCUACAAUUGUCAUCUUACAUUGUGUUGAGUUUCUUAUACUUUAGGUGGAUGUCAGUUCCCACAUUUUUGUCCCUUUUUAUCUUUUCAUCAAGAAAUCAUGACUUAAACCAGAACAUUAUUCUUUUGUGGUGAAAAGAUUGGGCUCAUGGUACAUAUUUUUAUUGUGUAUACUUGCUUAUUAUUAACUAUCACUUUGUAACUGAGUUUCUCUACAGUAUAUGUAUAUAUAUACUUGGAGCAUUUUCUUUAACACGUUUUAGUAUCAAUAUUUCUUAGAAGGUCUUAACAGACUAGCAAAUUUUCAAUCAAAUAUUAACAAAUUAGGAAGCUGUCUUUCUCUGGUAGACCUUGCUACAUAUUGCUAAAAUAAUUGUUUUUGAAGGUCUUAAUUUCUUUUUUUUGUAAAGUUUUUUUUUUUUUUUCUCACUUUUAGAUUGCUGUGAAGGCAGAAGUUGGGGAUUACUUGAUGUAGAAAAGAUUUUUGGCCAGGUGAUACAAAAGGCCAUAACAAUAAGUCUAAGGGUAGGGUUGGGAAGGACUUACUCCUGAUACCAAGAUAGUCAAGGCUUGAAAAAAGUGGACAGGACACCCCCUGAGAACUGGGGUGGUUACUCUGAUCGAAGUGUUCUCAUUUGUGAAUGAAUCGACAAGGUAAAUGAGCUCAUUUAAAAAUAUUCUUAAGGAAGCAGAAUUCUUUAAUAAGUAUCCCUAGAAAUUGAAUAGAUUACUAAUAUUAAAGGCAUGGGAAGGGAGACACUGUGGACCCAGCCAGGUUUGGUCCCUGGUGGCUAGAGAACAGUUUAACUCCUGGAUAGAGUCUGAAGUUAAUAAACAUAUUAAAAUUCAUUUAUUUGUAAGUUUGGAGGUCUGCUGAUUACUUCAAAAUAAAUUUUAUUGUAAUUCCUUCAUUGACGUGUUACUUUUCCAUAUCAAGAAAUAUAUUAUGUAAAUGCAGUGAUACACUGUGGACCCUGACCUUCAAGGAUGAAUUGGCUCUGAAAAUGCUCUCCAACCAGUAAUGUGUUUGUCCUACAUUUCAUCCUAAUGGAGAAUGAUGAACACCAUAGCACCAAACAAAUCUGAGGGGUUAGAUAAUGUCUGGAUUAAAUAAUUUAAGACUCUCUGGGAUUUGGGUUGUCAUUUUUGAUUUAUAACUGACUUUUAGUCACUUUCUAUUGCCUCAUCGGUCACAUUCCUAGACAGGUUUGUGUCUGUUCCUCUGAUUUGAAUCCCUGUUUGUAAAACAACUGAGAGGGUUGCUGCUCACUCUCCUUCAUUCGUUUUCUUAGCUUCACCCCCCUCCUCCUUUGUUGUAUUUUGUCCCCCACUAUUAAGCAGUUUUUUGUGGUUUUCCUUCAUUUCUUUCAGUAUUUAUUUUGACAGUAGUUGGUUGAUGUUAAGCUCCUAAAUCUUGUGAGUUUUGUAUAGAUAUACUUGUAACUGUUUCCAUUUUUCAAUCAUAGAUUCAAGCUUCCUUUUUAUUUACUACAAAUCAUUAAAGUUAUUUGUGUUUCUGUAUCUCUGUAUCUUCUAUAGAGGUAGCUCAUUCUGUGCUGUUGAAGAAGGAUGCUCAGCAAGACCUGCGAGGAAACCUCUCAGCUAACAAAAGCUUAUCUUUUGGAACACUAACGCAGUGCAAUUAAUUUUAGAAAGAAAUAUUUCUAAGGUCUA